This is a messenger RNA of Myodes glareolus (Bank vole), 2125 nucleotides long. The record is from RefSeq and is a predicted model, not a curated record. Lineage: Eukaryota; Metazoa; Chordata; Mammalia; Rodentia; Cricetidae.
AGUCAGUGGUUGUCACUGGACUGGUCACAUUCUAGCACAAGCUCUCCUUCCUUGCUGGCAGGACUCUGUUGAAUAGGCAUCCCUUCAUCUGGGAUGAGCACACCCAGGCCCUCAGCUAAGCAAUGUGGUGUCUUAAGUAAUAGAAUCUCAUCAUCUAGUUCUGGUGGGCAACCAAGAGGACUGGCAAGAGUCUGGACUGUCUUGGAGGCAUAUGGAAGCUCCCUGCCUAACAAUUCUUAAGGAGGCACUUUGAAUUGCUGUCUUUUUACAGCAUGGACACCAGGUUGUUAACAGCUUGCUUUGGGACUUCCAGUAACUUCAUUUUUGGGGAUUUUAUGACAGAUUUGCUAGUGGCUCCUUUUUGUGAGUUGAUGUUCUGAAGUUCCUGUCACAAUGAGUUCAGGCCUAUGGAGCCAAGAGAAGGUUACUUCACCUUCCUGGGAAGAACGGAUUUUUUAUCUGCUUCUUCAAGAAUGCAGUGUAACAGACAAACAGACACAGAAACUCCUAAAAGUACCCAAAGGAAGUAUAGGACAGUGCAUCCAAGACCGUUCUGUGGGGCAUUCAAGAGUUCCUUCUGCAAAAGGCAAGAAAAGUCAGAUUGGAUUACAAAUCUUAGAGCAACCACACGCAGUUCUCUUUGUUGAUGAAAAGGAUGUUGUAGAAAUCAAUGAGAAAUUUACAGAGUUACUGUUGGCAAUUACCAACUGUGAGGAGAGGCUCAGCCUAUUUAGAAACAGAAUUCGACUAAGUCAAGGCCUCCAGGUAGACGUGGGCAGCCCUGUGAAGGUACAGCUGCGAUCUGGGGAAGAGAAAUUUCCAGGAGUUGUACGCUUCAGAGGACCUUUAUUAGCGGAGAGGACAGUUUCGGGGAUUUUCUUUGGAGUAGAAUUGCUGGAAAAAGGUCGUGGCCAAGGUUUCACUGAUGGGGUAUAUCAAGGGAAACAGCUUUUUCAGUGUGAUGAAGACUGUGGCGUGUUUGUGGCAUCGGACAAGCUGGAGCCCAUAGAAGAUGAUGACACCAAAUUGGAAAGUGAUUCUGCAGCUCCGGGGGAUAAAAUGCAGACUGAACCUCCCCCUUUAGAAAUAAAGUCACGAGUUUCACUGGAAGUUGGGGGAAGUGUGGAAUCUGGAAGAGUAAUAUUCUGUGAUGUUUUGCCAGGAAUAGAGAGUCUAGGAUAUUUUGUUGGUGUGGACAUGGAUAACCCUAUUGGCAACUGGGAUGGAAGAUUAGAUGGAGUACAACUUUGUAGUUUUGCGAAUGUUGAAACUACAAUUCUUCUGCACAUCAAUGAUAUCAUUCUAGGUAUGUCUCCUUUAUGUACUCAGAAGAUAGUUUCUCAUGUAUUUUGUUAUGAGAAUGCAAAUUUAUACUAAAGAUGGAUCUUUUGAAGUUGGCUUUAUAUUGUAGAAUUGUCAUUAAUAGACUAUUCUUUCUUUUCUCCCGAACCAAGGCAAUAAAGGUUAUUUCUAAAAAGUAUGUAAGUAUAGUGAAGUUUAUACAUUAUCUCUUACAUUGUCUUCUCCAAGACAUUCUAAUAAAGAAAGAAAUCCUGUCUUGCAGUUGGAGGGUUCAAAAAUACAAAAAAUGUUGUCUCUUGGAGUAAGCGAUGAAGCUAGAAGCUUUUAAAAAAAUUGGUUAUCUCAUCUAAACUCCACAGAGGAUUCAGGAUUCUUAUUAAAUGAUGGCUGAAGUUCCUUUUGUUGUUUUAAAUUAUUUUUUCAUUUAUUUUACAUCCUGAUCUGAGUUUUCCCUCCCUUCUCUCCUCUUGUUCUCCCCACCCGCCGGCCCUGGUUGCCUCCCCUCUGCUUCUGUUCAGAGAGCUUUUUUUAGUCCCUGAAUUUCUUAUUUCAUAGAAACGGAAACUGAAGGCUCCUAACCUGCAUUCUGCCCUUCCUGUCUACCUGUUGGUAUCAAGUCAUAAAUUAAUUAUUCUACAGUUUGAACAUGCUUCCCACGCAGCUUUUAGUUUUGUAGCAAGAGUCAUGAGGUUCAUAUGACAGCUUUACUUCAGUUCUGCUCUGAAAAAAUCUGACAUACUUUACUUUUGAUUUCUCUUAAGAUAUAUUUGUUAUUGAGAAUUUCUAUGCAUGCAUAUAAUAUAUUUUGAUUAUAAUACCCCCC